UCUUCAACUGCUUCUUCCCCUCUCCCGCUCUCCCCUCUCCUCUCGAAUGGUUCACCUGCUUCUCCCCAACCUCCACCAACCACCGCGCGGCUCUCUUUAAUCGACUGUAACGUCAGCCAGCAGGCCCGAUAAGUCGACCCUACACUCGUUCUCUACAACUACCAGGGCCAUCCCACACACUCUCUCUAUCCAAAUCCCCUCACCACCAGUCUGUCAUUGAAACACAAGCCUGAGUCUCCGGUCAUUCCGCGCCCCAGCAAUAUACCCACCCUUUCAUCUCGGAACUCAGUAUCCGCGACGUCACCAAUCUUUUACCAUCUCUUCCGAUCCCGAAAACCACUUCACUCUUUGCACGCGACGACAACGCCGACGCCUUCACUUGCGCAAUUGAUCAAUUGAUUGCUACUCUCGUCCGCGACACGAAAGCCAACACUCUUCCAAAUCACAACGCCAUCAGAAAUCCAUCACAAUGGGUCUCAGUCUCUUCGACCGCAUCCAAGCCAAGAUCGAGCUGUUCCGUCUUGAGCAGCGCUACACCCGCCGCCGUCAUCGUCGCUCCACCUUUGUCUCUAACGCUACCUACGUCGAUGGCGAAUACGUCUACAACACCCCCAACACCACCGGUUCCUCGACCAAGUCGAGCGCGACCAACGCCACCCGAGAAAUGCCCUUCUCCCCCGACGUCGGCGUCAGCUCUCCCAAAGAAGAAACACCCGCCAGGAAGGUCUCCAACAGGUGGUCUACCGUGCCCGGAUUCGGCAGCAGCUCGACACCCUCGAAGCAGCCUAGCAUGGAGAGCGUAUCGCCCGAGCAGCCAAACUUUGAGAGCCGGUACCAGCAGAACUCGUGGGGAAGGAGCUCGAAGCGCGUCAACUUCAACGAGGCCGAUCGGUAGAAGCGCUCCGCUCGUUGGCUUGUUGCUGUGUAGGCAGAUCACCGCUGUUCGUACUUGACAAGGAGCGACAUGAUCAGACACGCACACACGACUUUUGGGCAGGACAUGGCCAUUUCGGAAACGGAUAUGUCGCCUGUCUUCCCAUUUGUAUAUUUUUGAUGCCCACAUGACGCUCAAUCACGGCACGACCUUCGAUAUCGGAACCGAUCGCGCUUUGGCAAUCCAGUACAUGUUCUACUUGGGCCCCGGAUGCACGACACGCUGAUUAUCGACUUGAUGACGACAAAUUCUUACCUCCUUUCUUCUUUUCUUUUUUUCUUGAUUACCGCGCCAGUUCGAUCAUAGUCGGGGCUGAGCAAACACGACUGAUCCACAAGGCAUACUACCCAUCAGUGUGGCAUCCGGCUCUUGAUGGAUACGAACCAGCAUUUGUUUUACUUCUUUUCUUGGUAGGCGCAGAUGCAUUGUAUGCUUUCGGCAUCAUACAUGGUCUGCUGCCUUUGAUGGAGGCGCAAAGAGGGCCAUUUGUAGAUGCGCCUGCGUCUCCAGCGGAAGUGCCUCUGGCCUCCAAUUAGGUUUGGGGUAGGAACUGAGCCCUGCAUGCAUGCAUGUCACCAUGCACUGGAGCGUGCUUGAACAGGCCAGUUUUGAGGAGGUGGUAUGGAACAGCCACAAGGUCGGCGUCCACCUCCAUGGGGGAAAAGUAUUGGAAGAUAACAAAGCGGAGGAAGGGCGGACCAGACGCCGCUGGACAAGGUUGCCCCCAUGUUCAUAACGCCAACUGGAAGAAUGCGUUAGGCUAUGUAUUACGUUCUUUUAAUUAGAUCGGGGGACAUAGAGUUGGCAAUGACAAGACAUUAUAUCUGCAUCAAAGAACAAUGCGACACUGUG
Molecule: messenger RNA, 1786 nt
Organism: Neurospora crassa OR74A
Lineage: Eukaryota; Fungi; Ascomycota; Sordariomycetes; Sordariales; Sordariaceae
Exons: 1
Coding region: 470-895 (141 amino acids)
Source: RefSeq, a predicted model, not a curated record